GAGGUCAUUUAUAACAUGCAACAUAUUGGUUCAGGAGUUUGUGUCACAAUGAUAUGUUCAGAUAUUUGUGAACUAACCAACAAGACUGAGUCCUGCUGUCCGGAGUGGAAUGUUGCGCAAAAUGAGACAUUUUACCUUUGCAACUGUACUAUGGCCAAAUGCAUUGAAAAUAACACUAUUGAAAUAGUUCCAUAUGAAUGCCCACCUCUUGAAGACAUUCAGUGUAGCAAUGGAAAGAAACCAGUUCCGGUGUAUGAUGAAUAUCACUGUUGUCAAUAUAUGGCUUGUGACUGUGUAUGCGAGGGCUGGGGAGACCCCCAUUAUAUAACUUUUGAUGGAUUAUAUUACAGUUAUCAAGGAAACUGUACAUAUGUUUUGAUGGAAGAAAUUACACCAAAAUACAAUCUGAAGAUUUAUAUUGACAAUGUUUACUGUGAUCCCACUGAAGAUGUGUCCUGUCCUCGAUCUAUAAUUGUUUCAUACAGAUCACAUGUUAUAACACUCAAGAACCAUAAUCUCAUUGGGGCUGCACAGCUGGAGGCAAUCAAAGAUGGAAAUCCACUACCACUACCUUACUCACACGGAGGAGUUAAGAUUAUGACUACUGGGAUAAAUCUCGUUUAUGAGAUCCCCUAUCUCAAAGUAAUCAUUACAUUUGGUAUAACUGGAUUUACCGUAAACCUUCCAUAUGGAAACUUUGGCAGAAAUACCCAAGGCCACUGUGGAACCUGCACCAACAACCAGGCCGAUGACUGCAUGUUACCAGGAGGUCAAUUGGCUGGCAGUUGUGAUGUGAUGGCUGACUAUUGGCUGGCACAAGACAUUUACCAACCAAACUGCCAGAUACCUUCUAUAAUGCCCACCAGCAAACCUGAACCUCCUCCAACACUGACUCCUUGCAAGCCAGACUCAAUGUGUGACAUGAUUCACAGCAGUGUGUUUGCCAAGUGCCACUCGUUUGUGUCACCGGACAGAUUCUAUCAGGGUUGUGUUUUUGACAGCUGUCAUGUUGCCAAUCCAGCAGUUGAAUGCACAAGUCUACAGACGUAUGCUGCUGCCUGUGCCCAGGCAGGAGUUUGUCUGCACUGGAGGAAUCAUACCACACUUUGUGGCAGUAAUUGUCCAUCGGACAAAGUAUACAAACCUUGUGGCGCUGUUGAACAGCCAACCUGUGAUGACAAUCCAAAUGAGCCCACUUUGAACUUUACCACAGAGGGUUGCUUUUGUCCUGAUGGAAUGAAGCUCUUCAAUAAGGACUCCGGUAUAUGUGUCAGUAAAUGUGGAUGUCUGGAUCCUGAGGGCAAUCCCCGAGAGCUCAAUGAAAGGUUUGAAUACAAAUGCCAAAGCUGCAUCUGUGAGGAAACCACCAAGACUGUGACUUGUAAACCAAAAGUGUGCCCUCCACCACCAAUCACAAACUGCUCAGGCCCUGGAUUUGUACUCAUCAACCAAACCAAUCCUUCAGAUCCCUGCUGUUCCACUUUACUUUGCCAAUGUCAGAGCAACACAUGUCCCGUGUAUAGCAUGAACUGUCCAGUUGGAUACACACCUGUUUUUGGUGUCCCAGAGGGAGGAUGCUGUCAACAGCUUACAUGCGAGCCCAAAAGAGUUUGCGUCCACAAAGGAGUUGAAUACCAGCCUGGAUUACCUGUACCUGGAGUGGUCCAAUGUCAGGACUGUUCCUGCACCAAUAAGGUGGACCCACGCACUGGUCUGUUUGAAAUAAAUUGUGUGUUCCAACAUUGUAAUGAAAAAUGUGACAUGGGAUAUGACUAUGAUGAGCUUGCUGGGAAUGACUGCUGUGGAAAGUGUGUCCAAACACACUGUAUUUUUACUAUCAAUGGUACGACACAUAUUUUGAAGCAAGGAGCAAGUUGGUCUCCAACAACGAAUAAGUGUGAACUUUUCACUUGUAUAAAAAGUGGUGACAUGUUCACUGCUAUCCGUUCAGAAAUUAUCUGCCCAGCCUUCCAGGAAAGCAUGUGCCAGCCUGGCACUAUUCAAACUGCAGCAAAUGGCUGUUGUAAGACCUGUGUGGAGAGGGGAAAAGCUUGCAAAUUGAUGUCUAUGAGAACUGUUGUCACUCACAAAGACUGCCAGUCUUCAGAGGCAAUAGAAAUACCAUACUGUGAAGGCUCUUGCAACACUUUCACCAAGUACUCCGCCGAAGCAGCCCACAUGCAGCACUCGUGUGCCUGCUGUAAAGAGACUCGCUUCAGCAACCGCACCGUGGACCUUCUCUGUCUGAACGGUGAUGUGGUUCAUCACUCGUACAUCCAUGUGGAGGAGUGUGGCUGUGCCGACACAGACUGCACCAGAGCUGCCCCACUGGGGCGCAGGAGAAGAAGCAUCUCAUUGGUCUAA
This is a messenger RNA of Boleophthalmus pectinirostris (great blue-spotted mudskipper), 2364 nucleotides long. Its product is annotated as intestinal mucin-like protein. Gene Ontology annotation, molecular function: protein binding. NCBI's taxonomy places the organism in Eukaryota, Metazoa, Chordata, Actinopteri, Gobiiformes, Gobiidae. Bases 16 to 2364 code for a protein of 782 amino acids. The transcript has 18 exons. The record is from RefSeq and is a predicted model, not a curated record. Gene Ontology annotation, cellular component: extracellular matrix.